Messenger RNA from Suillus bovinus, 1636 nucleotides. RefSeq lists its product as uncharacterized. The coding region runs from base 1 to 1407 and encodes 468 amino acids. The transcript has 7 exons. Gene Ontology annotation, biological process: protein O-linked glycosylation via fucose. The record is from RefSeq and is a predicted model, not a curated record. Gene Ontology annotation, molecular function: peptide-O-fucosyltransferase activity. Lineage: Eukaryota; Fungi; Basidiomycota; Agaricomycetes; Boletales; Suillaceae.
AUGGACAGACAAGAUCAUGAUGCAUAUGACGACCCAGAGGCUCCCUUCAUUCCUACAUUGGCUACCAAACCACGUCCAACUAAAGGCAUAAAGUUUUCUCCCAAAACGAUAUGCGCUGCUCUGGCAGCUAUAUCCUUGCUCGGCAUUGGAUUUCUCUUACUACACCAGCCCUCGAGCUAUAUUGAAACACAAAAUCCGCCUUCAUAUUUCGCUGCCUUCAACUCGCAGUCAUAUCUUCAAGGUCCGCCCACCCAACGCUUUCGAGACAACCUUCGUAACGACACAAAAUACAUUACAUCGUGGACUUCAGCGGGAUGGACGAAUGACGUGAUGACCUAUGGCAAUUUAAUCUACCUGGCACUUAUAACAGAGCGUAUACCCAUAAUUGCGAAAUUCCUCUCUUCUCAUAUCGACCCAAGUGAACCUCCAUUUCCUUUUGGGGAAGUUUUUGACGUCCCUCGGCUUAGCCAAGCCAUAGGGACUCCCCUACUUGAAUGGCAGGAAGUAAAGGACUCGGAAAGUCAGGUUCUCGAUGAUAUUGGUUGUUGGAGUGUUUGGGAAAGCGUCGAAAGGUACAAGGAGGAUCCCCGUCCCCUCAUUAACUACUUGAACACAGAUAUCUCGUGGACGCGAACCCCAGAUUGGGUCAAACUGACACCUCCUGACGAAAUAGACGACCACGCGUCCUUUUGGUCACUCGCAACACUUGGGUUUCCAAAGGCUCGCUCCGACAACCUGGGAUUACCAAAUCGUCCUUCUCCUCAGCAUCACGUUUCCCUUCCCCCGGAUGAUCACUUACUAUGCUUUGAUUUGCUUUACUUCAUAGGCGCACAACGUCCAUGGGAAUGGGAAUCGGAUUAUUCUCCUGCAUGGAGAUUUGUAGGCCAACACAUGCGAUGGAACGCAAGCAUAGAAAGGCUUGCCGAUACGCAUGCCCGACGUGCCAUGAAUGUGCCAGUCGGUGAACCAACACCUCCCUAUAUUUCCGUCCACAUACGGCAUGGUGACUUCCGCGAUCAGUGUCAUGGUCUUGCUUUGGAUCAAUGUUUUGCCUCGUUGCCCAUCAUUGCACGCAGGGUAUCCGAGGUGCAAGAGGAGCUUCGCACUCAAAAGGGGAUCGAGGUCACGCAUGUCAUCAUGACGAGUGAUGAGCUUGACCCCGAAUGGUGGUCGGAGGUCCGGGCGUUGGGCUGGACGUGGGUAGAUUACGUGAAAGAGCGAACAGAGGAGAUCUACGGAAAAUGGUAUCCGGUGUUCCUCGAUGCGAUCAUUCAGUCAAAUGGAGCGGGCUUUGUUGGCACUCGUGGCUCCACGAUGUCCAAUCUAGCUCUUCGCAGAGUGCAGACGUGGCAUGAUGGACCAACUCGGAUCGUCCAAUGGGGGUGGCCGGGCGCUGAUAACCAUUGACGUGAUUGGAAAUUCGGGAUGGUGGAACCAAGAGACCUUGCGCUGCAAAAAUCAUUGGCCGAUGUGAUUUUUGUUUUUCCAACACGCUCAAUGUCCGCCUGGGCCAGAGCUCGAAUACACAGCUGGAGUUCGAUGUAUUCAUUCGUUUAUAGUACUGGGACUGAGGUUCCCACACGCAUUUCGUUUAUCUGCUGUUCAGGUGCCGAGGACGUUUUCCCGACCGACCAGA